AUGGAGUUCCCCACUUUUCCUCCCGAGGCUCUCGGUGAUUUUAGCGAGCGCUUCUCGGUCUCCAUAACUCCUUUCAACGUUACGUUCUCCGAGGAUCGUGUGCCUUCAAGUAGUAAUGAGACCAACCGGGCUGCGAGCAGGGACACUUCAAGUCUCAUCAUCGCCGUCUGUAUCACGGCUCUCUACUCUCUCAUCUGUGUGGUGGGACUGCUGGGAAACGUGCUUGUAAUGUACGGGGUGGUCAGAUACACCAAGAUGAAGACCGCCACCAACAUCUACAUCUUCAACCUGGCUUUCGCCGACGCUCUUGCCACCAGCACCCUCCCCUUCCAGAGCGCCAAGUACUUGAUGAGCACAUGGCCCUUUGGGGAGCCAUUGUGCAAAGUGGUCAUCGCCAUUGACUACUACAACAUGUUCACCAGCAUCUUCACACUCACCAUGAUGAGCGUGGACCGCUACAUCGCUGUUUGUCAUCCGGUCAGGGCCCUGGACUUCCGCACGCCUGCCAAAGCCAAACUCAUCAACGUCUGCAUCUGGAUCCUCUCCUCUGCUGUCGGAGUCCCUGUGAUGAUCAUGGCCGUUACCAAGGUGACAGAUAAAGGAAACACCGCCUGCGUACUCAGAUUCCCCAAACCUGAGUGGUACUGGGACACAGUGAUGAAAAUCUGCGUGUUCAUCUUCGCCUUUGUGGUUCCUGUCCUGGUCAUCACCAUCUGCUACGGUCUGAUGAUCCUGCGGCUCAAGAGUGUUCGCCUGCUGUCUGGCUCCAAAGAGAAGGAUCGGAACCUACGACGGAUCACCCGCAUGGUCCUGGUGGUUGUGGCGGCCUUCAUCAUCUGCUGGACUCCCAUCCACAUCUUCAUCAUCGUCAAGACCAUGGUGGUUAUUGAUCACAAGAACCUUCUGGUGGUGGCCAGCUGGCAUCUGUGCAUCGCGCUGGGCUACACCAACAGCAGCCUCAACCCUGUGCUGUACGCCUUCUUGGAUGAGAACUUCAAACGGUGCUUCAGGGAUUUCUGCCUGCCCUAUCGCUCGCGCCUGGAGCAGACCAGCUUCUCUAGAGCGCGUAACAGCACGCGGGAGCCUGUGUCUGUUUGUGCUCCUGCGCCAACAGAGAGACCGCCAGCCUGACUAGGCAUGGAUCAGUGGGAGGGGAGAACAGUUCAGGAUGACCUCCAGACUGAGGUCACACAGUUCUCCACCACAGGAGUCUGAGUCUGCAGAUGUAUUGAUCUACCAUUCAUGUAAAUGAUCGAUUGUGUUUUUGGCUUUAUAUAAUGAAACUCCUUUGUCCCAAUAGGUUCGUGAGACACUGUUCUUUGAGGAUUGUCUUUCAGGAUGAUCACAAACACGCCUGUGUGUGCCUGUGCAUUAGGAAAUUUAAGUGUAAACACACGUGUAUAAAGCACAAGCAUAAUGCAACCAUAUGAACAAACACUCAGUCAGAAAGUAUUGGGACCAUGUUAUGUUUUCAGAACAAUAAGAAAAAUGGGGGUUAAAGUGCUGACUUUGUGCUUUAAGGGGGUUUGUAGGUCUUCACAUCCAUAUUAGGUGAACAAUGUAGGACUCAUAGCCCUGUGCUUACACAAUCCCACAAUGAACAGAUUGUCAGGUGGGACAUCGAUCCUAAACACACAGACAAGGCCACCAAGGAGUCUUUUUAUGGCCAGGAAGUGGCCGAUGUACAUGCUUGGCCGAGUUGGUCACUUGACCUCAGUCCAACCUAUCAUGGGUUUCAUUUGAUGAAGACCAGACUGACACGGAAAAUCCCCUGUAGCAGGAAGAAAGGAUGAUGGCUGCAGCACAGCCUUGGCAGAGCGUCAACAAGCAGGA
Molecule: messenger RNA, 1833 nt
Organism: Morone saxatilis (striped sea-bass)
Lineage: Eukaryota; Metazoa; Chordata; Actinopteri; Moronidae
Gene: oprd1b
Product: opioid receptor, delta 1b
Exons: 3
Coding region: 1-1131 (376 amino acids)
Biological process (GO): neuropeptide signaling pathway; G protein-coupled opioid receptor signaling pathway
Cellular component (GO): neuron projection; membrane
Molecular function (GO): neuropeptide binding; G protein-coupled enkephalin receptor activity
Source: RefSeq, a predicted model, not a curated record